AUGAAGAUCUUCCCUUCGGCACUCACUGCUAUCCUUCUCUUCACUGUCGCUACGGACGGUUCCCCCAAUGUCCGCACCUUAGCUGAAAGCAAGAACAAGAACCUGAUCCAACUCGGACCUCAGAACCCAAUGCAGCAAGACCAGCAGAGCAGCCCUAUCACCAUCACCAGCAGCAGCGGCAAUAGCUGCAACCUCACGGGCACGUACAAGAAAGGCACUGACAUUUCGUCGUGCAGCUCCAUCACCAUUGAUUCCCUCAGUGUACCAGGCGGCGUGACUUUGGACCUGACCAGGGCCAAAAGAGGUGCCAUCAUUGAGUUCAAGGGCACCACGACGUUCGGAACGCAACAGUGGAACGGGCCGCUCGUGAUGGUCAGUGGAACGGAUCUGACCGUCAAGGGAUCCGGCACCCUGGAUGGCCAAGGAGCAUGGUACUGGAAACAGGGGCCGUCCAUCACCCGUCCAGUCUUCUUCCGACUUCAAAGCGUCGUGACUUCGAAAGUGUCGGGCUUCACGAUCAAGAACAUGCCUUACCGAACGUUCAGCGUCGUCACGUGCAAGAACACGGUGAUCGCGGGGAUCACGAUCGACUCGAGAGCUGGCAACGGCAUCGCCAAGAACACGGACGGGUUCGACCUGUCCAAGAACGACGGCGUCACGAUCACCGGUUGCACGAUCUACAACCAGGAUGACUGUCUCGCGAUGCAGUCGAGCACUAACACCGUCUUUAGCUUCAACUACUGCUAUGGUACGCACGGUAUCUCGAUCGGGUCUCUUGGUGGUCUCGCUGUUGACGCUUCGACCACGGUGCGGGGUCUAACUGUUGAGGGCAACACGAUCAUCAACAGUGACAACGGUCUUCGGAUCAAGACGAUCAGCAACAUGAAGGGGCUGAUCGCUGACGUGAAGUACAUCAACAACAAGGUACAGAACGUCAGGUAUGCGAUUGCGUUCCACUCGGAUUACAACAGGGCAAUGGGCAGAUACCUUGGGAAACCGAACAGUCAGGUGCAGAUCACGGGUGUCACCGUCUCAGGUCUCACCGGUACGGCUGGUAACUUGUACGAUAUCAAAGUCAACCCGAACGUGGUGUCGAACUGGAUUUUCCAGGCCGUUGAUGUCCAGGCGUCGGUGAAGGGAACGACGGUUGGCAUGCCCAACAGCCUCAACAUGUGA
This is a messenger RNA of Peronospora matthiolae, 1176 nucleotides long. The record is from the annotation of a GenBank genome assembly. NCBI's taxonomy places the organism in Eukaryota, Oomycota, Peronosporomycetes, Peronosporales, Peronosporaceae.